Ipomoea triloba (trilobed morning glory) is the source of this 1445-nucleotide messenger RNA. RefSeq names its product AT-hook motif nuclear-localized protein 19-like. Gene Ontology annotation, molecular function: DNA-binding transcription factor activity; minor groove of adenine-thymine-rich DNA binding. The transcript has a single exon. Gene Ontology annotation, cellular component: nucleus. Bases 274 to 1131 code for a protein of 285 amino acids. Lineage: Eukaryota; Viridiplantae; Streptophyta; Magnoliopsida; Solanales; Convolvulaceae. The record is from RefSeq and is a predicted model, not a curated record.
UUCUCAAAAUUAUCAUUAAUCUCUCUCCCUCUCUCUCUUCUUUCUCUCUCUCAAAGUUUAGCUCUGUGUUUGGUGGUUUAAUUUCAUCCAUAGUACAUAUACUAUACAUACAUAUGUAGCUAUAUAUAUGUGUGUAUAUCAUCUUUUUUUUUUCUAUAGAAGUAGUAGUGGUAAAAACAAAACAAAAAACCCUUUAAUUUGUUUCGAUCUCUCUUAGUUUCUUGGAUUUUUGGGUCUUUUUCUGAGAUCUAAGGUGCUAGCUAAGAUUUGGACAUGGCAAAUCCAUGGUGGGCAGGCCAAGUAGGUUUAACGGGGAUUGAGACGUCAACAUCGGCCGGCGGGUCGUCAGCGCUGAAGAAGCCAGAUCUGGGGAUAUCCAUGAACGACGGCGGGAGGGAGGAGGAGGACGAGAGGGAGAACAGCGACGAGCCGAGGGAGGGUGCAAUUGAAGUGGCGACGACGCGGCGGCCGAGGGGGCGGCCGCCCGGGUCGAAGAAUAAGCCGAAGCCGCCUAUUUUCGUGACGAGGGAUAGCCCUAACGCGCUGAGGAGCCACGUCAUGGAGGUCGCCAACGGGGCUGACGUGGCGGAGAGCAUAGCCCAGUUCGCUCGGCGCCGACAGAGGGGCGUGUGUGUGUUAAGCGCUAGCGGGACGGUCACGAACGUAACCCUAAGGCAGCCCUCCGCCCCGGGCGCCCUCAUGGCCUUGCACGGCCGUUUCGAGAUUCUCUCCUUGACCGGCGCGUUCCUCCCUGGCCCCGCCCCGCCCGGCUCGACCGGGCUCACCAUCUACUUAGCGGGCGGGCAGGGCGGCGUGGUGGGAGGGAGCGUGGUGGGGUCCCUUGUCGCCUCCGGGCCCGUCAUGGUCAUAGCCUCCACGUUUUCAAACGCAACUUAUGAAAGGCUGCCGCUCGAGGCCGAGGAGGAGGAAGCCGGCGGCGGGGCGGGUCAAGGUCCGCUCGGCGCCGGUGGAUCACCACCGGGGAUGGGAGGAGCACAGGGCGGCGGCGCCGGCGCCGCUGUGGGGGAUCCAUCCAUGGGAGUGUAUAAUUUGCCUCCAAAUAUGUUGCCAAAUGGUGGACAGUUGAACCAUGAUGCAUUUGCUUGGGCACAUGGCCGGCCUCCAUACUAGUGCUAAGAGGUUAGCUUAUAAUAAUCAUAAUAAAUAAUAAUAUUAAUAAAUUAAUAAAUCAAUAAAUAAAUAACUCAAAGGGAGUGAGAAAUAGAGAGAAGUGCAGCUUAGUUUUAAUUUCUUCACAUGAUAUGUUUGUAUGUGAUAAUUAAAAAAAAAAAAGAAAAAAAAGAGAGGGGAUGAAGAAUUGAAGAUAGGAAUUAUUACUGUAAGCUUUUUAUUAUAUUAUUAUGAUUAUGAUGUCUAUAAUUUAUCUUGGAUUUGGAUCCGACCUUAUAUAAUUUUCGAUCAGUUAGCUCCUUUUUCGACCUCAA